UCUAGUUGUUGGCGGUCUCUGACCUGUUCACGGAGCGUAACCAGUUUGACAUGAUGUUCACCACCCUGAUGGAGCUGCAGAAGAGUCAUCCUGCUGAAGAUGAGAUAAUGAACCAGUACCUGGUACCAGCUCUCUGUAAGGCUGCUGCUGUCCUGGGCAUGGACAAGGCGACCUCUGAACCUGUGUGUCGGGUGUUGGAGCUGACCCUGCACAGCACCCACCUCCCCAGCCGUAUGGGAGCGCUGCACGGCCUGCUGUAUGUACUGGAGUGUGACCUGCUGGACGACACAGUGAAGCAGCUGAUUCCUGCCGUCUCAGACUACAUACUGAGUAACCUACGGGCCGUAGCACACUGUGUGAAUCUGCACAACCAGCAGCAUGUCUUGGUGAUGUGUGCUGUGGCCUUUUACAUGAUGGAGAACUACCCUCUGGAUGUAGGAGCCGAGUUUACUGCUGGGGUUAUACAGAUGUGUGGUGUGAUGGUAUCAGCCAGUGAAGACUCCACCCCCUCAGUGAUCUACCACUGUGUGUUGCGUGGGUUGGAGCGCCUCCUGCUGUCGGAGCAGCUGUCUCGUAUGGACGGAGAGGCACUGGUUAAACUGAGUGUCGACCGGGUUAACAUGCCAAGCCCUCACAGAGCCAUGUCUGCACUGGGACUCAUGCUCACCUGCAUGUACACAGCGGUGCGUACCUCAGCGUCGGGGUCAGAGGUUAGAGGUCAGGGGUCAGAGGUGACCUCGGGUCCUGUUGCUUUCUCCUCAGGCAAGGAGAAGGCCAGCCCUGGUCGCCCGGCCGGCGCUGUCGACCCUCAGGCCCCCGACAGCGAGUCUGUCAUCGUUGCCAUGGAGAGGGUAUCUGUGCUCUUCGACAGGGUCCGUAAGGGUUUACCCAGCGAGGCACGGGUGGUGGCCAGGAUUCUUCCGCAGUUCCUGGACGACUUCUUCCCUCCGCAGGACGUCAUGAACAAGGUCAUCGGAGAGUUCCUGUCCAAUCAGCAGCCUUACCCACAAUUCAUGGCUACUGUCGUCUACAAGGUGUUCCAGACCCUCCAUGCUACAGGCCAGUCCAGUAUGGUGACAGACUGGGUGUUACUGUCUCUGUCUAACUUCACCCAGAGAACCCCAGUUGCCAUGGCCAUGUGGAGUCUGUCUUGCUUCUUCAUCUCUGCCUCCACCUCCCAGUGGGUCUCUGCCCUCCUGCCCCAUGUCAUCAGCCGUAUGGGUAAGAGUGAGGUGGUGGACAUCAGCCUGUUCUGUCUGGUGGCCCUGGACUUCUACAGACACCAGCUGGAUGAAGAGUUGGACCGCAGAGCCUUUCAGUCUGUCUUCCAGACCGUGGCCUCGCCUGGCAACACCUAUCAGCAGCUACUGGACUGUCUGCAGAGUAUCCACCAAGACACAUCACUCUGAGAGA
Molecule: messenger RNA, 1413 nt
Organism: Oncorhynchus gorbuscha (pink salmon)
Lineage: Eukaryota; Metazoa; Chordata; Actinopteri; Salmoniformes; Salmonidae
Product: huntingtin-like
Exons: 8
Coding region: 51-1409 (452 amino acids)
Cellular component (GO): nucleus; cytoplasm
Source: RefSeq, a predicted model, not a curated record